UCGAUUUUCGGGGUUUGGAAAACAUAAACAAUCUCUGGAUGCUGCGCAGCGCGCGCUUUUUACUCUCAGUCACCCGGCAACUUGUACCUCGUGCGGUAGUACACCAGCCCCUCGCACGUGCACACUACUGUGGCGUAAAACUACCCGCUUCAAACAACCAUUCGAAAUCCAGCAUGGCUCCUCAACUCCUGCCGGCCGCAUCCGGCGAGCUGAUCGUGAAAAAUGCUCGCCAUCUCACCGUCCACGAGGAGGCGAUCGAAAAGCUAGCGGACCGUGUCAUCCGCGGCAUCAAGGAGAAGGAAAUUAACAUUGAAAACUUCUCCCAGCACGAGCACCACCCGACGGCGAAGGAUGCACACGCGCCCAACUGGAUCUUUCUGAUCGAUACGCUUAACUUUUGCUUCUGGACGCCGGGAAGCGACGCCACCAAGUGGAAGGUGGACGGCCAAACCGGAUACUUUGCGCUGUGUGCCGCUAUCAAUCGGGCCAUGCGCGAAGGCAUCGACAUCACCAACCCGGCGUACUAUGCAAAGAUAACGCUCGAGCAGCUCGAAUCGAUUCUACGAUCGGACACGGAAGGCACGAAGGCACCGCUGCUGGAAGAGCGGGUGCAAUGUCUGCACGAAGUAGGCCGCGUACUGCUCGACCGGUACGAGGGACGGUUCGAAAACUGUGUCCGCGCGUGUGAAGGUUCCGCGGUGAAGCUACUCCAGCGCGUCGUGGAAGAUUUCCCCUGCUUCCGGGACGAGGCCAUCCUCGAGCAUGAAGCCGAUGGUGCAACGAUCGAGACACGUGUUUCGUUCUACAAGCGUGCGCAGAUCUUGGUGGGAGAUCUGUGGUCCUGCUACCGGGGGGAGGGAUUGGGCCGGUUCGAGGACAUCGAUGCGAUUACAAUGUUUGCCGACUACCGGGUGCCGCAGGUGUUGGUCCACUUCGGCACGCUCGCGUACGGGGACGAGCUGAUGGCAGUGCUGAAGGAGGAUAAACUGCUCGCGAAUGGAUGCCGCGAGGAGUUGGAAAUUCGUGGCGCAUCCAUCUACGUGGUGGAGCGGUUGAAGGUGCUGGUGCGGGCGAAGCUGCUCACCGACCAUCCGGACAUUAAGCCGAGCUGCGUCAAUGCGAUCCUGCUCGACCAUUUCCUGUGGGACUAUCGGCGGAAGCACGCGGCCGAGCUGGAGUACAUUCCGUUCCACAAGACGAUCAGCGUUUACUAUUGAGCGAGCCACGAUCAAGUGAUCGAGUGUGGAAUUUGGUAAAGAUCUGCAUCUUCAUUUGUGUGUGUAAGGGAGUUAUGAAGAUCAAUAAAAUUGGCAGCAUGCUCAUAUCUUAACAAAGCAAAUAUUUUUAAUUAUUUUUGAUUAAUAAGUAAAUGAAUAAUAUUCGCUUACCUGUUCAAUCCAGUCCAUUUCCAAUUUGCAAGUUUUCAAGAAUCAAUUUUCUCAUUUUCUUCAAUGCUUUUCUGGGUGUUUUUGAUACACUUUAAUAAACUAUAAUCCGUUUCGCUUCGCUUGGAAUGUUCCUAUUAUCAUCAUCAUCAUCAUCAUCGUUAUUAUUGGUUUGUAACUGUUCCAUUACUAUGCGCGAUUUUUGUUAUCUUUUACCAUCGGACUGUUUGUGUGUUUAUGUUGUGUUCCGGGGUUCGGUUUUCACAGUCUACACAUUUGCCAAACCCGGGAACUACGGUUUAUUUACACGAAAUAUAUAAUAUACGAUAACAAAGGACUACUACCUUCGGGCGGCGGCGCUGUACCUUCUUUCAGCAAUGCUUUUUUGCCUUUACUGCAUGCCAGAGAAAGCCGCUCUGGCUGUGGUUUAAUUUCCUCCGCACAGAUAAAAACAGGUAGAUUAACGUAUCAACUACUUAUGCCAGCAUGCACACUCGGCCUGUUUUUCAAUAAUGGAUACUACGCUCUUGUAUGGAAUAAGGGGGAUGUUCGGGUGCCGAGCUGCUUCACCUUAUGGAAUACAGUAUUAGAAUUUUGCACAUACAAGUAUAACAGAGACGGGAUACUUCUUUUUUGAUUUUGAUUUUUCAUUUUACGCCUUCCGAUAACUUCUAUUCGAUCAGCAUCGAACGACAGGAGGGGCGGCUUUUAGGGAUGUUUCUUUUGUUUUCUGCCGAAAGUUCUUACACUAUACGAUCGACUGUAAUUAUUGUUUUACCACCACGGCAACACAAGUAAGAGGGUGGGUGUUUCUACGCAAGCAUCAUGAGGGUGUUCAAUAUGUGUUCUUUCGAUGCACAAACCACAAGCGCUCGCUUCUGUACACAUUCACAGCAGGGGCCAUUAACAACAGCAAUAUACGUUCAAAAAAGAGAAACGAUUUGAUAGAGUUUGCAUGUAACAACAACGGUACGAUCAUAUUGUUCGGUUUUGCUUUGCUCGAUGACGGUUUUGCCAAAACCCGACAGUGACACGAGAUAAUACUUUGAUCCUAACACACGUAUGCAAAAGGGAUGAUGUUUGCCGAGUCGCUCGAGGAAGCUUGCGCUCGAUUUUAUCCUCGUAUCUUGGGCAUCAGGGGACUUGGAAACUCGGAGGGAAGGGAAUACGGAGGGAUGGAAAGUUGUUGAUUUUCCUUUUUCCCCUCCGUUGCAACGCCAAACCAGCCAACGUUUGGGAUUAUGUUUUUGUGUGUGUUUUUUCUCCUUUUCUCUCUGUUUCAUAUGUCGCCUAUUAGUUGUUAAGCCCAAGCACGCGCGAUUUGCUUCAACUUCAAGUCGAAGCACCUAAAUACGAAAUGUGCUUUCGUAAAGGGAUCUUAUUAAAAGUCUAGACGUGUGACAUCCUACGAAAACUGUACUAAAUACGGAUACCGAAAAACGAGUGAAAAA
Molecule: messenger RNA, 2836 nt
Organism: Anopheles gambiae (African malaria mosquito)
Lineage: Eukaryota; Metazoa; Arthropoda; Insecta; Diptera; Culicidae
Product: queuosine 5'-phosphate N-glycosylase/hydrolase
Exons: 1
Coding region: 39-1217 (392 amino acids)
Source: RefSeq, a predicted model, not a curated record